UCUCACCAUGCCGAUGAGAAGGUAAACCCUGUGAUCUCAACUAUCAGGAGCAUAUACGACACCUUUUGUGUCGUUUCAAUCCAUUUGUUAGCCAGGUGAAUGGUAACAAACGUUUGGACUCGGAACAUCGCCUGCAACACAAUCGUUGCAAGUCGGCAGUACUAACCCAAGGAGAGAUAAACAAAAAAUCAGCAGCUCAUCACACAACCGGCCCAAGUAUUUUCUUACUUUCCCCCGCUUCCAAACUAUCGUGGAAGCGUAAUGGAGCAUCGUGUCGCCGACCCCUAUUGAUUGCCCACGGAACAAGGCCACAGGACGUUCACUUGUGUACCGGCGAACGUAGCAGAAAACAGCUGAUUCAUACAAAAAGAAGGAAAGAAGAAAAUAGUGGACACUGUAAUUGAAAUCGGCGAAAGAAAGAAUGGCCAUUGAAGAUUUCGACGACAUUUUACCUCAUGUGGGCAGUUUCGGCGCCUUCCAAAAGAGGAUCUUGCUCUUAUCUCUGCCUGUCAAUUAUUUCCUGGCUGUCGUCUACAUGGCGCAAAUCUACCAGACUUUGACACCAGAACAUUGGUGCGCGGUACCUGAACUGAGCAACUUGGACUUAUUGGAUCGACGGAAUUUGUCAAUUCCGUUGGAGCUGCGCGACGGUGAGCUGGCCUACAGCAGGUGUCGCAUGUUUGAUGUCAACUACACUCACAUGGACGUGACGGAACAGCCAAACUCAUCGUGGCCUACCAAACCGUGCUCAACUACUGACGGCUGGGAUUAUGACCUGAGUGGCGGCAUGUAUCACACUAUCGUCUCUGAGAGUAAUUGGGUCUGCGAUGACGACUGGCGACCCAAUUUCGCACAAGCCAUGUUCUUCGUCGGGGCCAUCGUCGGCAGUCUGCUCUUUGGUUUAUUGGCCGACUGGUAUGGUAGAUUACCCGUCUUGAUCAUGAGCAAUGUACUGGCGUGCGGCGCAGGCGUGGCUACCGGAUUUGCCAAAGGAUUCGUCGAUUACGUCGUCUGCCGCUUCCUCGUCGGCAUGGCUUAUGAUCUCCAUUACAUGAUGAUGUACAUUAUCUUGAUGGAGUACGUCGGUCCUGAAAAAAGAACGAUAGUGGGCAACGUUCCCUUGGCUAUUUUCCUGACUCUGGGCGCUAGUAGUUUGCCGUGGAUCGCUUACGCUUUGGCGGAUUGGCGUCUUUUUUCCAUCAUUUCCUCGGCUCCGAUUGCCAUUAUCGUUGUCGCUUGGUGGCUAGUUCCCGAAUCCGCACGAUGGCUCGUCCUCAAGGGAAAAUCAGACCAGACGCUCAAGACGCUGCAGCAGUGCGCUCGUAUCAACAAGAGAACAGUCGAUCCGCUCAUUUACCAGGAAUUUCAAGCGGCAACGUUGAGAACGUACCAGCUGGAAAAAGAGAAUCCCACCAAUUGGAUGGAUCUCUUUCGCUCGCCAAAGAUGCGCCAACGCUUUCUCAUCAUCACGUUAACGUGGAUGGUCAUCACGGUGGUUUACGACGGCUACGUCCGCUCCUUGGCCAUCUUGCCCUAUAGCGUUUUCAUCACCAACAGCGUGGCCGGCUCCCUGGAAUUGCCGGCCGAUCUAGUGCCCGUCGUCACGCUCGAUCGACUCGGAAGGCGCUGGACUCUGAUGUUGGCCCUCGGUUGCGCUGGAUUGGCCGGAAUCGCCACCGGACUCGUUCCCCAGAGCUGGGCAAUGAUGAUGACUGUUCUGGCCAUGGCCAGUCGCUUCUUUAUCACCAUCGCCAUGAAUACGGGCCUGCAGUAUACUGUGGAACUCAUCCCGACGCAGUUGCGCGGCCAAGGGACCGGCGUCGUCCACAUCACUGGGCACGCUGCCACUUUCUUCGCUCCAUUCAUCCUCUAUCUGAGCACGUAUUACAACACGUUGCCGUACAUUGUGCUUGGUGCUUUAUCCAUUUUUGGCGGACUUGUUUGCCUUCUCUUACCGGAAACUGCUAAUCAAAAUUUGCCUGAAUCAGUCGCCGAUGCUGAACAUUUUGGAACGGGGCAAUCUUUCUUCAACAUACCGUGCCUAUCAAAGCGUCGUGAACGUCGAAGAAGAUUGAACGAUGUCGACAACGUUAAAAAGAUUUUACCAGCCUUGGAUGCUGUGGGCGUCAACUCUGCUCGUCGAUACGUCAAGGACCUGUCACAUCCACCGUGUCAGCUUGGAAAAUCUCAACAAGAAACGGGUUCUCUUCCUCGUAGACAGCAGACUGAAGGCUGCCAGAAUGACUCUUUUGCUAGCAGCAAUCCAUCUUUUUUGAAUCAGACCACUCGAUUUUGAUUACAUCCAUUUGUGCCUCCCGACUCUCUGCGGGAUGUACGCGUUGAUCCCCUUUCCCGCAAGUUGGACAGGCGUAUAAACGAACGAUUUCAAAUGGGUUCUCACAAUAAGGUUGUCCAAGUAGAACGAACGAUGAUGGCUCUGAAUCGCGCGUACGCGCCAUAACUGCUGGCACACAUAACAAGUCAUGUCUUCUAGACUAUUUUCUUCUUUGUUUGUUGAAUACGCAGCACAAGUCUACUAGUGUCGAAAGAUACAGAAGAGAUUGCAUUUCCAGAUCUGCUCAAAAAAAAAAAACUGAAUUAAUGUGGGAGCUGUUAUUACGUUAGCAAUGCGUGGAUAAACAACUUAUAGCCUGUAGAUUAAAAAAAAAAAGAUAUAAACAAUGAGUAUGAGACUUUUGAUGA
Daphnia carinata is the source of this 2703-nucleotide messenger RNA. Its product is annotated as organic cation transporter-like protein. Gene Ontology annotation, molecular function: transmembrane transporter activity. The record is from RefSeq and is a predicted model, not a curated record. Gene Ontology annotation, cellular component: membrane. Lineage: Eukaryota; Metazoa; Arthropoda; Branchiopoda; Diplostraca; Daphniidae. The coding region runs from base 422 to 2296 and encodes 624 amino acids. Gene Ontology annotation, biological process: transmembrane transport. The transcript is spliced from 14 exons.